AUGGCAGACCACAAGUGGGAAGUGGGAACAUAUUUCCUUGACAAGGAACACUUCAGAGAUGUUGUUAGGACGUAUGCAAUUCAUAGUGGAAGAAAUAUAAGAUUUGUUAAGAAUGAUAAGCGUAGAAUUAGGGUGAGAUGUGUGGGGGCCCAAGGAAAUUGCCCCUGGUUAGCUUAUUGUGCUUUGUUGACUUCCCAUCAUAACUGGCAAUUAAGGAAAGUUGUUGAUGUUCACACUUGCAGUAGGGAAUUUACCAUUGAUAUAAUCAAUUCUAAGUGGUUGAGUGGGACUUUGGAGACAGACCUGAGAGAAAAUCCAAGUAUAAAAAUCAAUGAAAUACGUAACAAGGCUGUAAGAAAAUGGAAUACUAGAGUGUCUUGGUCUAUGGCUCGCAGGGCAAGAGCAAUGGCAGCAGACCAAGUCCAAGGUUCAUUUAAAGAACAGUUUAGGAGAAUUUAUGACUAUGCAAAUGAGUUGCUGAAAUCCAAUCCUGGGUCUACAAUCAAACUGAAAGUGGAAGACGUGGAGGGACAAGCCACAUUCAAUAGAUUCUACACUUGUUUAAAAGCGUGUAAAGAUAGUUUUGUGUCGUGUAGACCAAUAAUUGGGUUGGAUGGUUGUUCUUUGAAAGGACGAUAUGGGGGUGAAUUAUUAACGGCUGUUGGUCGAGAUGGUAAUGACCAGAUGCUGCCACUAUGCUAUGCGCUUGUUGAAGUAGAAAAUAAAGAAACAUGGACUUGGUUUAUGGAGUUAUUGAUUGAAGACUUAGGUGGGCCAGAAGUAUGUCAGUCCAUCACUUUCAUGUCAGACCAACAAAAGGGACUUAUGCUUGCUAUACAGGAGAUGUUACCUGGAGCAGAACAAAGAUUCUGCAUGCGCCAUUUGUACGCCAUUUUUAGGAAAAAAUUUGGUGGGAAGAAAUUGAAGAAUUUAAUGUGGCGGGCUGCUGUGAGUACAUAUCCCCAAGCUUGGGAAAGAGAAAUGAAAAAUAUCAAAGAAGCCAAUCUUGAGGCUUACAAAUACCUCAUAGCCAUUCCACCAAGAUUUUGGUCCAGAUCUAGGUUCACAAGUCAAGCCAUCUGUGACACUCUAGUAAACAACAUGAGUGAAGCCUUCAACAGUGUCAUAAUUGAUGCAAGGACUAAACCAAUUGUAUCAAUGCUAGAGGACAUCAGAAUUUAUUUGAUGAAGAGGUGGGCCAAAAACCGGAAGAAGGUGAAAGCUUUUAAAGUUGGUCAGGAGAAAAGAUUUUUGAAGUCAAGCACAUUUCACUUAUUGGAGAGAAGUACAAAGUCAACAUUGACACACCAAUGCACGUGCAGGAAAUGGAUGCUCAGUGGUAUUCCUUGUUGCCAUGCACUUGCUGCAAUGAGGUUUUUAAAUUUAAAUGCAGAGGAGUUCAUACCACACUGGUUCAGAAUUUGCACUUAUGAAGAAACAUACCACUCCAUAAUCUAUCCAGUGAAUGGACAGCUGCUGUGGGAGAGGACUUCCUACAAUGAUGUCCAACCCCCCCUCAAAAGGAGAUUACCUGGGAGGCCAAAGAAAAAGAGGAGAUUGGAAUAG
This is a messenger RNA of Vigna unguiculata (cowpea), 1566 nucleotides long. RefSeq lists its product as uncharacterized. The record is from RefSeq and is a predicted model, not a curated record. Lineage: Eukaryota; Viridiplantae; Streptophyta; Magnoliopsida; Fabales; Fabaceae. Gene Ontology annotation, molecular function: zinc ion binding.